Molecule: messenger RNA, 1166 nt
Organism: Trifolium pratense (red clover)
Lineage: Eukaryota; Viridiplantae; Streptophyta; Magnoliopsida; Fabales; Fabaceae
Product: cell number regulator 8
Exons: 3
Coding region: 173-901 (242 amino acids)
Source: RefSeq, a predicted model, not a curated record
AAUGACACAAGUUAACAUUCACCGAUUAAUCAAUUAAAAGUUAAAACAUUUCAUUUUCAGAUAAAAAAAGAAAAAAACUCUUUUCUCCGUAAUUUCUCUCUUCCUCAUCGAUUCAUCUUCUCCUCCAUAUUAUAUAUUGAGUUUCUUUGAACCAAUCAAUCCAUCAUCAACAAUGGCUGAAAACAAGAAGCUCAAUCACGAGGAAGAGUCAAGUCCUCUUCUUCAUCAACAACAACAACCACCUAAAGCUGAACAACAACAACCACCUAAAGCUGAACAACAACAACAGACGCAGCAGCCUCCUUUUCAUGGAUGGACCGCCGAUGGGCUUCCUAUGGGCCAUGGAAGCGUCAUGGGCCAGCCCAUUCCUCGUUCUCAAUGGAGUUCUAGCGUCUGCGCUUGUCUUGGUCAAAGCGAUCAUUUCUGUAGCAGCGAUCUUGAAGUUUGUCUUCUUGGGAGUGUGGCUCCUUGUGUGCUGUAUGGGACCAAUGUUGAAAGACUUGGAUCUAAUCCCGAAUCUAAUCCGGGGACAUUUGCCAAUCAUUGUUUGCAUUAUUCUGGUCUCUAUGUAAUUGGGAAUUCCUGCUGUGGUUGGAAUGCUCUUGCACCUUGGUUUUCAUAUACCAGCCGUACUGCAAUUCGUCGCAGGUUCAAUUUAGAGGGAAGUUGCGAGGCACUGAAUAGGUCAUGUGGGUGCUGCGGAAGCUUUUUGGAAGAUGAGGUGAAGCGUGAACAGAACGAGUUGGUAUGUGACCUUGCAACUCACGUAUUUUGUCAUCUCUGUGCUCUCUGUCAAGAAGGACGUGAGCUCCGUCGCAGAGUGCCCCACCCUGGCUUCAAUGUGCAACCAGUAUUGGUUAUGAUUCCCCCAGGAGAGCAGAGCAUGGGUCGUGGGGCUUGAAAAAUAUCCUUUCCCAUCUUGGAAGUGAUAUUAUCGUGUAUGUUACUGUGGCCUCUAUACAAUUUGAUGCUGUUGAACAGUUAAAGAGCAUCAUUGUUAUUUGAAUUUGGUAUAAAUAAGAACAUAAAACAUUAUAUUUUCAGUUUGUUUUCCUACUACUGUUCUGUAUUAUAUAUAUACAUUUGUUUAUUCUGGUCUAUGCAUAAUUAUUUGGUUCUAUGAACUGAAUGAAUCAAAAUUUAUUAUGAAAGGCCUGGUUCCUGUA